Messenger RNA from Sordaria macrospora k-hell, 996 nucleotides. RefSeq lists its product as uncharacterized. NCBI's taxonomy places the organism in Eukaryota, Fungi, Ascomycota, Sordariomycetes, Sordariales, Sordariaceae. The record is from RefSeq and is a predicted model, not a curated record.
AUGUCACGGACAAUCGGUCAGGCUGCUCCAUCUUUCUUGUUCCUUCAAAGAAGGACAUUCACCUCUAUAUCUCGUUUCCUACUCAGAUAUCACAGACAUGGCGACAGCUCCUCAGCCCUCCCGGCAUCUACCCCGCUCACUGCUGAAGUGGCUGAAAAUUUGGGCAUUCUGCCCGCGUCUCACUGGCAUCAUGAUGAGGAUGAUGCAGGAGCCGAUACUGAUGAUACCGCUUCCACCAUCGGCUCCAUUACCUCCAGUACUGCUUCUCUCUCCGAGAGCAUUUUUGAAUACCGGCAGGUCCUCGGCAGGACGUACCACAGGGAUGUCGGCACUGCUGAAGCAUGGCAACCAAACGAUCCUCGUCACAUCGAAGCUAUGGAUCUCUUCCAUCAUCUGCAGACGCUUAUUCUGUCCGGGAAGCUUUUCCGUGCACCGCUUUCCAAGAGCAUUCAAAAGUCAUCCAUAUCGGAACCGGCACCGGUAUUUGGUUUGAUUGGCAUUGUCGAGGACUGGGAACGGUAUUACCAGCAGGCCUUCCGUUGUUGCAAACCGGGAGGUUAUGUUGAGGAUCUUACCAACGGCGUCGUCCUGGACAGCGAUGACGGAACUGUCAAGGAAGGCGGUGCCCUUCAUCAAUGGGGAAAGGUCUUUCACGAAGGCGGUAGGAAGCUUGGAAGAACCUUCAAGGUGAUUGAGUUGGGACUGCACAAGAAGGCCAUGGAGAAGGCCGGCUUCGUUGACAUUGUGAUUGAGGACUACAAAGUGCCCAUUGGUCCUUGGCCAGAGGACAAAAAACGGAACGAACUGGGUACCUGGGCCAAGAUUGCUAUGGAGUCGGAUCUUGAAGGAUAUGUCAACUACAUCUGGGGAUUCGUGUUGGGCUGGGCUCCGGAAGAGAUCAGCCAAUACUGCGCUGCUGUGAGGAGAGAACUGAAGAACCCCAACAUCCAUUCCUACUAUAGGACUCGGGUGGCCUACGGCCGGAAGCCGGAGUAG